Poecile atricapillus (Black-capped chickadee) is the source of this 13282-nucleotide messenger RNA. RefSeq names its product transcription factor JunD-like. NCBI's taxonomy places the organism in Eukaryota, Metazoa, Chordata, Aves, Passeriformes, Paridae. Gene Ontology annotation, cellular component: transcription regulator complex. The transcript has a single exon. Gene Ontology annotation, biological process: regulation of cell population proliferation; regulation of cell cycle; regulation of transcription by RNA polymerase II. Gene Ontology annotation, molecular function: transcription factor binding; DNA-binding transcription factor activity, RNA polymerase II-specific; RNA polymerase II cis-regulatory region sequence-specific DNA binding. The record is from RefSeq and is a predicted model, not a curated record. Bases 1 to 1659 code for a protein of 552 amino acids.
AUGACCCCGAGAAACACCCCCCCGUUCCCGGAUCAAGGAGGCACUGCCUUCUUUCUCACACCGCAGUCGCGGGGCGAGUUUCUGAGGGGGAGGAGCAGCGCGGGUUCCCCACGGACACCCCACCGGGAAGCCGUUCCGCGCAAGCCCGGAGGAGCGGGCGGUGGGGGGGGGGACCGGCGGCGGCAGCAGGGAGGAGGCGACGGCGGGGCGGGCAGCGGGCCCGGGGCGUGGCGCGGGUCCGGCGGCGCCGGGAGGCGGCUCAGUCCCCGCUGCCAGCCGAGGGCGGCCGGCCCCGCGGAGCAGCCGCCCAGCCCGGCCCGCCCCGCGCCGGAGCCGCCGCCGGCCGGCGAGGGCGGCAGCAUGAGCGGCGGGCGUAGCGGGCGAUCCGCCGUGAAGAUGGAGGCGCCGUUUUAUCCCGAGGAAGGACUGGAGCUGCUGCCCGACUUCGUGCCGCUGCCGGGUUUCGGUACCGCCGGCGGACCUGGAGCCGAUGCGGCGGCGGGGCAGAAGCUGCUGCUGGGCGCCGGGAAGAAGCGGGACCUGCCGGCUGCCGCCCCCGCGCCGCUCCCGGGGCCCUUCGCCCUUCGUCCGCCUGCCGGCGCCCGCGGCAGCGCGGCGGCUCUGCGCUUGCUGCCGCCGCCGCCGCCCGCCGCCGCCCCGCCGCCCACCGCGGGCUCCGCGGAGACGGGGAGCGGCGGCGGGGCGGCGGCGGCCCGUGGCGGCCCUGAGGCCGCGCUGGGAACGGCUGCGGAGCUGCCGCUGCUGAAGCUGCCGCCGGCCGCUGACCUGGAGCAGCUGCUGAUCCAGGGGGGCGCGGGGCUGGGCGCGGGCAGCCCGGGGCCGACGGCGCCCGGGGCAGGGAGCGGCGGGGCGGCGGCGGCGGGGCCGUUCCUCUACCGGCAGCCGGUGACGCAGGAACAGGAGGGUUUCGCCGACGGCUUCGUCAAGGCCCUGGCCGACCUGCACAAGCAGAACCAGCUCCUGGCGGCGCCGCCGCCGCUCUCCGCGCCGGGACCCUGCUGCACCGCCCGCCCGGGGCCACCAGGAGCCCCCGCCGCUGCCGCCGCCGACCCUCCGGCCGUCUACACCAACUUGAGCGGCUUCAACCCCGCGGGGCCGCUGAGCCCCUCGGGCAGCGCCUACCCCUCCGCCUCCGCCCCGCCGCCGCCGCCGGGCCUGGCCUUCGGGGCGGCGGGUCUGGGGAGCGGGCGGCUGCCGCCGGCGCGGUCCCUGGAGGAGCCGCAGACGGUGCCCGAAGUGCCGCCGUCGGCGGGCGGGGAGGGCGGCAGCAGCGCGCCGACGCCGCCGUCGCUGUCGCCGCUGGACGCGGAGAGCCAGGAGCGGCUGAAGGCAGAGCGCAAGCGGCUGCGAAACCGCAUCGCCGCCUCCAAGUGCCGCCGGCGGAAGCUGGAGCGCAUCGCCCGGCUGGAGGAGAAGGUGAAAGCGCUCAAGGGGCAGAACGCCGAGCUGGCCGCCACCGCCAACCUCCUCCGCGCCCAGGUGACCCAGCUGCAGGGUCGCGUCCGCAGCCACCUCUCCUCUGGCUGCCACAUCAACGCCGCCGGGCAUCCUCCUCCUCCUCCUCCUCACGCCGCCGCCCAGCCGCGGGAGACUCCCCCCGAGGCGGCCGCCGCCGCGCCGGAGACCAGCGCCUGCUGAGGAGGGACACCCCGCCGGCCCCGGCCCCGGCCCGCCCGGGGGCACCGCGGGGCAAGGUGCGCGCCUGCCGCCGCCCUUCUGCUAUUAUUAUUUUUUUUAUUUUUAUUAAUUAUUAUUAUUUAUUUACGCCCGGAGAAGGUGGUUUUUUUUUUGCGGGAGCCGGGUGUUGCUAAGCGUUUCCCGAGUUCUGUCGAUGUCGCAUUCAGCAGCGAGGGUCUCCGUGGGUGGUUCUGGGGCAGGUGGUUGUUAAUUUUUCAGUGAAGUACUUGAGGUCUGUCGAGAUUUCCGAAAAUAAGAAAAUUACUGUUUACAGAAAGAUUCAACUUUAUUUUCAUGGGGGAUAUAAAACGUGUGUUUCCUAAUACACCUUACUGAACUGUAUAGCAAUGGAUAAGCUUUUCAAACUUAAAAAAAAAAAAAAUAGCCAGAGUCGUACCUUUUGAAAAGAUGUGCGUGUAUAUAUAUAUUUAAAACAUAAUAUGGCUAUGUAUAUUUUCUUGGUAAUGAUAAAGAACCUUUUUUAAAAUACUGUCUUUCUCUAGAGCUUUAAUUUGCCAUUGAGAGUUAAGACAGCUGUGUGGGUGCUCUUGCACUUACAUGGCUUUGAUUUUCAAAUCGAACCCUGGAGGGAAAUGAUUUUUGUUGUAAAUCUUAAGCAGAUUGAAAUGCAUUGCUGACUCAGUCAUAGGAAAAUAGUUUUCUAAACCUGUAUGCUCCAUAUUUCUUGUGCCAGUGCGAACUUGGGGCAUUGAUAGUUAUUUAUUGAAACUUGAACACUUUUUGGACGUUGCCUAGACCUUAUUUUUCUAGAUAACACGUUAGUAGAGAAAAUGGUUACUUUGGCAAAAAGAGCUUUACUUUUUUGUUUGGUUUUUUUUUUCCUUCACUGUGUACAUUCCAGUAGUAUGUGCUCUUUCCAUGGUAUAGUAACAAUUCAGUGCUAUACAGGAAAGGGCUCAGAUUUGGGGUGGGUUAGCUGUAAAGGUGGUAAUUCCAUUGUAUUCUGUUUGAAUAAAUCACAGAAAUAUUAUGGAGAAUUAGAUUUAUUUUUCAGUAGAAAUCUGUAUAUCUUGCUUCUUGGUCUACUUUGUUCUAAAAAAACUUUCUGCAAUACUCUAGAGACAGAAAGAGUCGAUGCUAGAAUGUGAAGUGUUUUACUGGUUGGGAAGAAUUGGUGUGAUUUAUUUCUUUGUCGAGAAUUUACUAGUAGAAGAGUAUAGCAAAGGAACUGUUUCUUCUGAUUAGACAUAAUCCUCAAUGAGUUUUUGAGAGCUUUAGGUCCCUUGCUCGGUGCCACUGCCUUCCACGCUUCUGCUGCACCUGUGUGUUUUGAGCAUAGCCGCUAGCGCAGCGCUGCCGAGCCCUGUGGCAAUGGUGCGGUGGGAAGGGUCUGUCGGAGUGUGACGGUCACCUCACCAGAAGCCCCUGCGUGCGGCGGCCGCGGGCCGGCCCUGCCGCGGGGGGAAGGCAGGGCUUCUCCUGAGCAGAUCCAGCUGCAGUGUGGGGCCCUCUUCCUUCGUUGAAACUGUGCUAAAAACUCUGCUUGAGCUCAGAGGCAAAUCUUUCAUGGGGAUAAGUGUCUGUGCCAGCUGGUGAAAAGGGGUAAUCAUAUGAGGAGCCAAGACGGCAUAGACAUCUCUUAUGUGUACCGCAAUUGCUCAGAUCUGUUAAAGCCACUCAGGAGCUGGUAAACAUCUCUUACCUCUCCUGAAGGCUACAGCUGAUGAUUUGAAAUCCAAUAAGAAUGGGAUAGACUCACGGUUUUUCAUGCUUUUACUGGGGAUAUGUGAGUGCUAUCUGUUCAGAAAGUUGAGCUGCAGCAAUCAAGUGUAUGACCUUUUUAGUGCAUAGUUGUUCCUGGGCACAUGUAUGAAAUUAUAUGAGAAUGCGUAGUUACACUGUUACUGUAGCUGAGAUGGCUCCAAGGGUAUUUCUUUUCUUAAUGCAUAUGCAAAUUAGGUAGAAGCCAUAUUAAUCAUUGUAUAACUGUUCGAUCAUGUCACCAGAGCCUUUUUUGAUGGUUGAAAUGUUUGCCUGUAACAGUACAUUCUGCUGUUAGAAAUACUAUUAGCAGAUAAAAAAAUAUUUUGAUCUUUUAGGUUUAAAGACUUCUUAGGGGCAUUCUGAACCAUACUGCAUACAAUCUGUAGCACUGCUUGUUAUAUAAUAACUGGGUGAAAAAUAUGGUUUUUACUUUGGUAGUCAUCACCCAUCUGCAAAGAUGCUGCAAGUCUGGAGAAACUGAUGAAAAACUUAUUUCCCCCCACACUUAACACUUUUCCCUAGUGAGAGGCAAUGCUGCCUGGCAGAUGUGAGAUGCUUUACUGCAUCUGCGCAGUAAAUUUAUAUGUGAUGAGGUGAGGGUUUUUUUAAGGAAUUCUGGAAAAAAUCAUAAGAAAUUACAUGGUGAGCACCUCUACUUUGGUCCUUGUCUUUGUAAAUGAGUAUAGGGCUAAGUAAAGAUCUUGAGGUAGAACACAGGACAAUGAUAAAUACAGCUGUGCAAUACUUCUUCUUUACUUACUUCAUAAUUUCUGGUCAUAAUAAAUUAGCAAUAUCCAAGCAACAUGGGGGAUCCAUUAGGCACGAGAAAUCACUGCAGUUCCCCUUCUCAGACACAGGCAAGGCUCUAGUAGGCUGUAGUCUAGCAGGGUUAUAAUAACCUCCCCCUUUUCAGCAUGAUAAUGUUAAAGCUCAAAACCACCCCACAUUACCUCACUUGAGUUUGAGCUUUCUGCAAGAGCAGUCUCACCCCCAGCAUAUCUAAGACCUCAUGUGGUAACUUCUUUGAUAGCCUGCUUUCUGUUCUAGCUGACAACUGUUCAAUGGUAGAAGUGGUGACAGGCCGGCUCUCUUACCCUGAUGACUGAUGAGAGAUUACUAGUGAUGCUGGCAGCUACAGUUCUCUGCCAAAUGCUGCUGUUCUGGUAGUGGAGUUGUCCAAAAUAAAGGUGUUUUCUGUAGAGUGAUUGGUUACCUUCAUAAAUGCAUUUUUUUUUAAUCUAGCAUUUCGACUAAGUAACAGAAUCUAACACUGACAUGACCAAAACUUGAGAAUAGUGUUGGGGUGGUUGGAUUUUUUUUUUUCCUGCUUGGACUGGUUCUGCUAGAGGUUGCUGCAUUUUUUGCAGAUACUUGAGUGGAAAGCCUAAGCACCUAACACUUUAAACCAAUAUAAAAAGACUCAGGAGUACUUACCUGCUGCAGCUGUCAGACUUGAUUGUUCCUGUCUUCUAAAAUGUAUUAAUACUCUGACUUUCAGCCCUGCAGUGUUCCUAAAUCUUUGAAUAUGGCUUCUCUAUUUUGUCUGCCUUUUUUCUUCAGUUUGUUGUUAAAUGUAUUUGUCUUUUAGGUUUUGGUUUUCUGCCCAAAACUUUGGUCACUGUGAGAUGUUAAAAGAUAGAUACUGGGUAGAAUUUUUUCAGAAUGUUUAUAUUAUUUGCAUCCAUAUAGCUCCUUUUCAGUAAAUCCAAGCAAGCUGGCUGUGUGUUACUGUAAGAAAAACAAAAACAAAAAAUCAAAAAACCCUCAAAAACAAAACCCCAAAAAAGCAAACAAAAAUAUUAAAACCCCAAAAUAAAACAGUUAUGUUCACUGUUAGCACAGUGCUUUUUAGCGUUUUUCUUCAUCCUUCAAAACUACCAUGCUUUGUUAUACUUGUACACGCUAUUUGCUGAUCCUUGCCAAGACUCACACUGUGUGACUUUAUUUGCUGGCUACCCUCAUGUCCUUCCAAUCUGAUUUUUAUUCCAGAUGUGAACCCAUUAAAAGUAAACAUCCCUCCUUGUUUCUUUGCCCCAGGUGUAAUCUGCUCUGGAGACUAAGUAGUCUCCUCCUUUUUCUGUUUUGGUUGCUGGAUGCUUGCUCCUGUGCAUAUCUUGUUUUUUGCUCAGCAAUUUUUGAAUGUGCUUGAACCGGUAUCUUUGUUUAGAUGUGAAGUGCCUUCUUAUUUAGGUGCUACAGCAAAAGAGUUUGAUUCAUAUAUGGCUUUGAUUUAUUUGAAUUGUUACCAGUUCUUUCCUGUCUUGAAAAAUAGGAGAGGGAAUGUUUUCACUGAGAGAAGACUUGUUCACUCCUUCCUUGGGCAGAGGGUGCAGCCCCCAACAGAUCUGCCCCUGCUUGAUGUGAGUGCAAGGAAGCCACUCUGAAAACACUGACUUGAAUGAUGUCAUUGCUAAGAAAGUUGAUUGGCUUGGUCCCCAGUGUAGUGAAGUCUGUUGGAAUCACAAGGUCUCCAGACAGGUCCAGGUAGCCGGUGAGUUGUUCUCAAAACUUUUACUGUGAUUCCAGGUCGAGCCCAUUUGGUAUGCUUAGGGAGCCCUUCCGAAAGCAAUUAUUUUGUAUACUUUGAGAAACAUGGGUGUUUGGACGUGGUAAGUCCUGAUCAUGUGAGGAGCAAUUCUGGUGGUGAUGGUCAUGUUUUCUGUUAUAAGACUUUGAUGGUCUUCCAAAAGGCAAAUAUCUCAACACAUCUGGACUCUUCACUGUAUGUCAGUAGUCACUGCUGACUGCUGUGCAGUGUUCGAGAUCAAGGGUGGCUCUACGACAGUUCUCUGUUAUCUUGGUUUGUAUUUAUGUCUUUACAGAAGAAGGAGUCAUGAGGCAUCCUUCAUUCCUUUAAAUAUCUGAUUGACUCUCUGUUUCACCUUUGACAAAGGAGUGGCCUGCCCAGGUUAAGCCCUGAGGCACUCUGCACUUUGCAAAUGUUAAAGUGGAAAUUUAUUCGGCAACUAAUUUGUAAUCAGUUAUAUAAGUCAUUGAUGUUUCCCAAAAUACUGAAUAGUGUUGUUUGAUAGCUUCUGAAGUACAGGUGCAUGCCAGGUCUGAAUUACUAGUUGUGCUGAAGAUAGUUAUCUUGGCUGCCAUAACUGGAGUCUUAAAUAUUUGAAUCCAGUAGGUUCUUAGAGAAAAUUUUUCUAUAUCUGAGAUGAAUGUGGAAGAGCACAAAAACCCAUCUAUUUGUAACAUAAGUCAUUCUUUGAUGCAUUUUAUGUGUCCUGCUUCUGGAGUGCAAGUUAAAAAAGGAAAAGCAAUGAGUUACAUUUUCGUUUAUUCAUACAUGCAGCUGUAGCUGCUGCUGGAUAAUUUUGCUCUUUCCUUACUUGAUUGUCCAAGUGUCUAUGUUUAGCAAGUAGACAAAUUGAAGUAUGACAUAUCUGUGUACGUAUUUGAUUUGUACAAAAUCACUUCCAUUUUUCCAGUUUUUUGUUUGAAGUUUUACUGUAAGAAUGAGUGUUGAAGAGUUCUUAGUCUGUUUUGAUGCUUGUUGGUCACUACUUUUGAUCUGUACUCUCUAUAGUAACUGCUCAUCUUCCAGCAGAGGUGGACAGUAAAGUAUGUCAGGGAUUCCCCUCUUUCAGUAUUUGGCAAGACCUGUAUCAGCAGAAAAAAAUCUUGGGCAGAACCUUCCACAGUGUGUAGUAAUUCUGCAAAUGUUCUCUCUUCCUUCUCACACCAUGGUCACUUGUUGUGGAGUUUCAUCAGGGUUUUGUGUAUCUGAUGAAGAAUGAUAAGUGUUCCUGUGACAAAGUGCAGAAUCUAAAGUUUGUAAGAAACUUGUUCAUCUUGCUGCACAUAGUGCAACUUUACUAUGAAGAUGUUGAAUUAAAUCUGAAUGUGUGGAGACUCAGGCCUUUAUGGUACAUUAUGGGAGACAAGAGGUUUUAGUAAUUCAUAAUUACUCCUCUCCAGUGUUUCAGAGAUCUGUCUCUUUUUGUCCUAUGAAGUGUCUUGCAGCUGUUUGUGCUGUGAAACUUCUCUCUUCGUAACGACACUGUAGCUUGGAGGUGGGACAGAAGCAGCUUCCCCAUGAACUGGUCAUGUGUGACAAGCUAAAUGUAGCUUUCUGAGAAGUGCUGCAACAGUGAGGGCACAGCGGAGAGCCUGCUGUUGUUUGUGUGUUUCUAAAAGCGUCUAGAAAUGUAUACACAUAAAUCAUAAAAAGAGCAGCUUUCCAAGGAACCAUCCUGUUGCCUUGCUAUGAGCAUUGAUUCUUGCUGUUUGUUUUAAUCCGCGAGCACUUUUUCCUAAGCUGUUGCAUACCUGAAGGCUUACUUUCUGCAUCAACAUAAUCACAAACCGGAUCUCUGCUUGGAUGUUGAAACAGUUGGCUUCAUACAGGUCAAUCAGAAUGCCUUGCUCUAGUUGUCUUCGAAGGGUCCCAGUGGGGAAACAGUGGUGGGGAGGAAGGAAACUAGUCUAGGAUCUGUGUCUUCACACCUGUACUGUGUAUUGAAAUGCAACUUUCAGCUGAGUAGUCUUGACAAAAGUGCAUUACUGAUGUAAAAACUGUGAAUCUUGAUCUUGUGUCUGCAGGGGACACAAGUUCUUGUGCUGGAGUCUUUGGGCACUAUCCUCUUAAGUCAGUGAGGACUAACUGAAGAAACAGCAAAUCCAGCCUUUAUGAACUAAUUCUUCUGAGGCACAGAUACCUGCAAAUGCAUGUUGAGGUGUUGUGAGUAGACACCAGCAUGCAUAGAGACGGGGAUGGCCAAAGGAAGGAACUGUGAUUUUCUUAGCUGCAGCAGUACACAAUGGGGUUUUUCAUAUGCUUUUGUUGUGGUCAAAUUCUUCCAGAAGAAGACUAAGCUGCAUUUCUGUGUGUGAUCACAAGGUGAUUUUUUAGAUUUCCAGUCAAAUUGGAGGACUGACAAGCUUUGCAAUGCUCAAUUAACAUGAAAAAAUAACUUAUUCUGAAGUCACAUUUAGCCUUAAUGUUAUCUGAAGUGCUGCAGUUCAUGUGUAGUAGUUUACUAUAAGGUGAAAUGAUUAUCAUAAAUAAUGUUUUAAAGGAGUCACCUUAAAUAGUUAUCUACAUGAUGUUUGCUUUUUUGUCUGCUUUCAAAAAGUCUCUCUAUCCAUAGCAUAGCUAGCUGUAAAUUGAGCUUUGCUCUCAAUUUCAAGUACUAAUAACAAACAGGGUCUGCAAUAGUUUAAGGAGUAAAUGUUCUGGCUAAAGACCGACCAUUUCUGUAGGAAUGCUUUGAAGGGAUGGCUGGGCUUGAAGCCUUGCUGACAUGGAGAUAAUAAAUAUGACCAGUUCACUGUGCACUAAUACACUGCUAGAUUCUGUUAUUUAGCACACUGCUGAUAAGAUUUACUACUACUGUUACUUACUAGUUAAGAAGUAUGAGUGGAAUUGUAAGUCACCUAAAUAGAGUCCAUGCAGUCUGGAGAGCUUUCUUGAUGGAGAUCAGUAACAGACUCCCAUCCCAUACUAAAGGGAGCAAAAAGAAAGCCUUUGGUUGCAGUCUGUGUUUUGGUUUUGCAAGUCAAAUUACUUUUUUAGGUUGGGUCCUGUUUUACCUCAAAAUUUAUUUGACUAAAUUUGAAAACCUUUCUAAUAAGUACCUUGAAGCAUGUCUUGCAACUGUUCAGUUGCAAUCAGUGGUUGUACAACUGUGGUAUUACUUCUGUCAUAGAUGAAGAAAGCUGAUACAGUUAAGAGUCAGGGUUCUCACUGCAUCCCUGUUCUUAAACAAUGGACUGAACAGGUGAAAAAUCAUGACCAGUAGCUUGAAUUCUGAGGAGGUGGUUGAUACCAUUUUCUUGUCCUCUUCAGAGAGCUUCCUGCUACCCCAAGGAAUGUGCCCCUUCUGCCUCAUAUGGAAAAUUGACCUUUAAGAACAAACAGUUUUAAACUAACUAACUAACUGACUAACUAAAGAUAGUCUUCUGGUACAUGCUGAGUAAUUUGGAAGAUAACAUACUGAACUUGACAAUCUUUCCCACACUUCUGUUUCAUAAAUCUUCAGAUUUUCUUGUAACAGGACACAAGCAAUGGCGAAGUGUCAAAUAAAGUUAGUGUUCUGUUCCAGAGAGUGUAUUUUGGAUAGUCUCCUUCUUUUUCCCUAGUAACAACUAUGGAAGGAGAGCAAUAGGAGAUACUGAUAUAUAACUUGCUGUUCUUCACAAGUAGAGCCAGACUUUGAAUUUUUUGAUUUUUCCAAUUUUUAACAUUCUUUUAGUAUCCUUCAUGACAGGGUGACAGAAAUAGUGAGGAAGUACUAUUAGGGAGUUAAAUGUUCUUGCGACAUCUAAUGUCACAAGAUUAGAUGUGACAGUGAUUUUUUACAGUCUUUGUGUGCACCCUGUAAGUGAAAUCACUGCCCGUAUACAAGCCAGUAUGUCCACGUGGUAUGAUACCACUUUCUCGGCAGGCCAAUUGUGUCUAAUAAAAUGUACAUCUUCAUUCCUUUCCCCUCUGGUAAUAGUUAGAGGUGAUAGUCAAAGUUAUCAGCACCAGGAUGAAGAAAAAAAAAGGAGCAGAAUACGAGGAAAAAGUAAUAUUUAUCUCUGAAACAGUAUUUAAUGGUAAUGUCUGUUGUAUGUUUAAGUGCAGAUAAUUAAGUCUGCUGUUCAGAAUGCUUUUUAACUUUGUUUUGUUAUUACUGCUUGAUUGUCUUCUAAAUGUCUCUUCUUUAGAAACUGUGCCCCUCCCUGUUUGACCUGAUGACUAGUGAUUUCACACUUACCCUUAUUUAUUUAAAGCCAUGGCAACCACCGUACUGAAAUGUCAUCAAGUAAAGCCCAGGUCUGCGUGCUGACUGGUGAUGCAAAGGUCUGCUCUCUAAUAAAAUGCAGCCCAUGAAGGACGAGCUCCAAAAGGCAGCUACGCCCUUCGUAGCUUCAAGCAUUUGCUCUAAUUUCAGGGCUUUGCCAUGUGGUGUUGCUCAACGUGCAGCAAAACAAGUUCUUGCGAGCCCCUUGAGCAUUCCUCCUCAUGUAACAGAUUAAAUAUUCAGGCUUCAUUAACUCUCCCACCCACCCCUCCAAGAAAAAAACCUAAACCAAACCAAAACCCCACAGAAUCAAAACCAAACCUGAAACAAAAAGCCCAACACAAGUAUAUAUUGGAGGAUUGUUUCGCUUUAUUGCAAAGUGGUGUUAAUUACAGAGAGGCUUAGUGCAGUUCUGACAUGUGAGCCAUUAAUCUAAACACUCCCAACAGUGAUUUUGCUUUGGUUGUGCUUUGCUACUUUGUACAGGACAAAGGGAAGGGAGUAAGUGUUGCAAUAUAGUAUUGUGCAAUUCCUGACUUUUAAAUAGAAAAUGAUAGGCAAGUCUGCAUAGGCCUCUUGCACGCCAAAUGUAGCCACUGAUUUUUGCCACUCACACUGUUUCUAAUCAGGAAUAGGUAUACACUGGCUUCUUAAGGUCAAAAGGGGAGAAGGGGGAGAAGGGUGGAGAGAUUAAGAGGUUGCAGUACCUGUGAAGGGCCCUGAGCCUCCUUGGCCUUAAAACUCAGAAUCUGUUAGAUUACCUCUAGUUUAUGAUAUCUGAAGGUAAUUCUUAGACUCCCUGUGCAGCAUCUUACCAGGAAAGGCAGCUGGGUCUGUAUUGCUGAGUAAGUCUUUUGGUGAAGUAGCUCUUCAGCUUUCUGUGUUUUUCCAUCUGUGGAGUUGUAGCACAUUCUUCCAGGACAGUUUCUCUUUCCUGCAGUGGCUCAUCUAAAGUUGGCUUGUUGCUCCUGCAGUUUCUGCCUAUAGUGAAAUAUCAAUCUGAGGUUUGGGGGACCACAUGUGUGCCCUCAUUGUGUGGUGUUUGUGAUGGCUAAUCUUGUAUGACUCAAGAGAGAUCCCCUUAGAAAGGAGUAGCUCCAGUUAGGUGCAGACUGGGAAGGAUGAAGUUUAUCACCCUUAGUGCAGUAUGUCUUUCUAUCAGUUCAACAGAGUAACUAACUCACAUCAGAUAAAGGAGAGUUCUUGGGCAACGGGACCCAACUUUGAAAGCUCUUGGUGGUUUCUGGUUCUUGCUGAGCUUCUGUGAUGCAGAAAAUUCUCCAUGAUCUGCAUUACUGUAAUCACAAUACCUUGUAAUGUCAUGGACUGGCGCUGCUGGUAGUAUCACACACGUUCUGUGGUCUUUACUGGGAUUCAUGCCACAUGCUAAUUAACAGAAAAAGGAUUUCCUGUAAAGGGCAAGAAUCCCCUCCCUGCUGUGCCACCACCAGCAUCCCCAAGCUCUCUUUUUGUCCCAAGAAGUGUGAGCAAACUGCUGCUUCCUAAGUUCUUUAAUCCAAGCUGGUUCUUUGCAGGCCUUCAGGCAUGGCACUGAAACUUUCUCCUUCAGGGUAGCUCUUCGAAAUGAAAGGUGGAAGCCAAGAAGUUCAAACUGGGCUUUGCUCUUCCAGCAGCUUACGUGCAACUAAUUGGUGGGUGGGUGUCUGCCUGCAUCCUUCCUUGGGUUUUUUUAAGUUGGGUUUAUGUGUACCUUCUUAUUCUGCCUUACUUAUUAGCUGGCACAGAGGAAGCCUCUGAGAAACCCUUCAAAAAUUUCUGCUUUUGGUAGAAUUUUAUAAAAUUGCAGCAUGUGAACAGAUUCAAAAAUCCCAACCAAAAAGAACCAAAAAAACCAAAAACCCAACAAAAUAAAAAACAAAACAAAACAAAAAAAAACACCACAAAAGCAAUCCAAAACAGACAGCAAAAGAAAUAACUCUGUAUGGAUAUUGAUUUUGUGAAGUCUUUAAACAGGUAUGCUGGCAAGGGCAUUGCACACAGAUGGAGAUAGUAGUGAAACAAAAUUCAGUAGCUACUCAUUUGCUGGAUUUGGUCAGGAGAGAUUUUAAAGGACACUUCUGAGACCUUUUUUCUGAUGUGGUGAUUUUUUAAAAUGUAAACAAGCUACAGGGCUUAAUAAUGCACAACUGAGGAUUAUGUCCAUUGUAAUUUUUUACAGUACUUUUACUAAUUGUAUUAUAUUCAAAAUACUUAUUUCUGAGACAAAGUGGACGAUACUAGUGGGCAUCUUGCACUUGAUUAAAUGUAAAACAUUUUCUUAAUUUAGUGAUGUGUUUAGGAGAAUACUGUAACUUACUGAAUAUACAACAGUGAUAACUGUGUUUACAAUAAUUAUAAAAUUCCUACUGUUCAGUGGUAGCCAACUUGUUUGAGAAUUGAAAGUAAGGCAUACUGCAAUUGGCAAUCUUGGAAAAAUUAACUCAAUGCUGCUACCACUAAAUACUGUGGGAUGGAUACCGUGGGUUUAAAUGGCAGCAGGAUUGUAUUCCAAGCCUCUGUCUUAAGUACUUAUGACUAAAAGGCGACUUGCCUUGUGCUCAUUUAUGUAUCCCUGUGUGUAGUACAUCAGUUAGAAAUCUGUUAAUGAUUGAUUUGUAACAUUAGGACCUUUAUGGAGAUCACAGUGGGGUUUUUGUUUGUUUUUGUUUGUGAGCAGACACUUAGACAUUUUGGAAUGUAUAACAUUGAUCCUUGUGCUGGAAUUGUUUACAUGCAAAAAUGUAUUUAUGAUUUUUUUGCAAACUGCAAUGUGCAAUUUUGUACAUGUGUUUUAAACUACAGAGUUUAUAAGGAAGAUAUUGUAUGUACAAUACUUGGACAUGAGUAUUAUUUCUUUGAUAUAAAUAUCUAGAGGAAAAUUAAAAUUGCUUUAUAUUCAUAUUUUUGGCUGUGUUUUUUAUUAUUUCAGCAAGAAAUUUAGAAGUCGGCUUAAGGCAUAGAGAUUUGGGCUUUUUAAGAAGUACUUUAAAAUCGUGCUUGAUACACUGAUUCCUUUGAUUGUGUCGACACACUGAAGUGCAAGGAGGGACGAACUUCUUGUAAAAAUGUUGUUCUUUGGGAUAACUUCCCAAUAUAUCUAUAUCUAUAUCUAUAUCUAUAUC